This is a messenger RNA of Mesorhabditis belari, 2793 nucleotides long. The record is from the annotation of a GenBank genome assembly. NCBI's taxonomy places the organism in Eukaryota, Metazoa, Nematoda, Chromadorea, Rhabditida, Rhabditidae.
AUGGAGAAAGGUCUCGUGGGUGAGAUCGAUGAUUUGGAAAAGUGCGGCGAUGAAUUGCGUUUGGCAGUUCAAAGUAGCAAUGAACAGGAGAAAAUUGCGCAUUUAAAUAAGGUCAAAGAAGUAUUUCUUAACACUACACAGCUCGACGAUUUACUCGAUUCGUUUCUUGAGGAGAUAAUUGAUUUUGUGGAAUUGCCCAGCAUUGCGAUUAGAAUUUACAUUAUCGAAUUCAUUGAGCAAAUUAGUUUUCGCAAAUACAACGUUAUUAAACAUGCUAUUGGCAGUUAUGUUCGACUUAUUAGUCAAGGGAAUAUUCGAGUUGCGAAGGCGAUUCUGCGAUCGUGCACUCGGUUGUAUCCGGUAAUACUUCGAUGGGCCAUUGAAGAAAAGAAUGUUGCUGAAUCAAAGAAGUGCUGGGAAACAUUUUUGCACAUCAAGGAAUUUAUUUUGCGCUUGUUGGAGAAUGAAAACGAAGGGCUGAAAACCAUGGCAUUCAAGUUUUUGGAAAUAGUCAUCAUCUGUCAAUCGACUCGUUCAGAGACUGCCCAAUUGGCUCAAAUCUUGAUUUCACUGAACGAUGUUCCUAUCGAUCACCGAUUUAUCAGUCAUCAUCAAUUGAAACAUGAAGCCACUCAAUACUUAAAGAUUCUAUUUGACCAAAUGGCGCUACCACAUAUUUCCUACCAGAACCUGAUAGUUGCAUUGGGAUGUAUCAUAAAGAUAGCACGCCUUCACGUUGAGUAUUUUCCCCAAGUCAUCGAAGGUAUUGAAAUUCUUCAUGUCAAUCUUCCGCCUACUUUGACGAGGGGACAAGUCAAAUCAAUGCGAAAAGAAUUAAAGAAGCAUUUGUUAAAAAUGCUGAAACAAUCGCCUGAUGCUCCGCUUCAGAAACGAGUAGAAACUAUAUUGAUUGGCCUUGGAGCAAACUCUAUGGAAGUUGAGCGGAUGCCUCGUGGAAAUCAAAAAUCGAAACAUAAGCGUCGUUCGGUAGAUGAACCGGAUCUGGAGGAUCACAAGAAAAAACGGAAAGAAGUCGCAAAAGCGGUAACAAAAGCACUUCCUAAAGAUGAUGACGAUGGCGCUGAUAUUGAUGAAGUUGAGACCCCCCAGACAGCAAUUGACAUUACAACGGACUACGUUUUUGAGCGAUUGUCCUUCGGUCUUGUUGUGAAUCUUGCUAUGAUUUCUUUGGUUACCCUACCAAAUGAAAUGCCAGCUUCCUUUCAAGCAUAUUACACCCCGAUACCAUCAGUGAUUGCAGACGAAGAAAAGAUGCAUUUGUCACGAAUGUUAGCUUCACAAAUAGCUCAGGCCGGCCUUGGUGCCGAAGGCCCGGGGGUCGAACAAUCUCAGAAAGCAAGUAGAUUAGCGGAAGAUAGAAGAAAAUCUUCAUCGAUGGUAUCGAUUGCAGUAUCUGCUCAAGAGCUUCUUUUAAAGUCGAAAACUCGAGCGGACAAUAAGCUGGAUGGAGAUUCGAAGCUUAAUUCUGCUGAUCUUCUUGGCAAAGAUUUCGACAUCACAGAAGACGUCAAACCUCUACCACGAAAAGAAAUAUUUGGAAUAUUUCAACAAACUUUUAAGUCGAUCAUGGAGGCAGAAUCUCGUGCUAGUAUGGCGAAUAUGCUUCAUAUUCACAACUCGUUGCUAGUGCGUCUGGUCUCGCGAUAUCAUACAUGUCACGAAUUGGAUUUGCUUGUUGUGGAUUUCAUUGUGUCUGAACACAAAGCACGCGGAGAUCUCGCUGUUCUUUGGAUUAUCGAACUGUAUAAACAAUAUCAAAGCGAUGAACAAAACAGAGAGAAAAUGUUUGAACGUUAUGAAUAUGUCAUGGGGACGCUUGUUGAAAAGAUGUUUCACAAAAUUCUCUACAAGGAAAUGGCGUUUCAUCGAAUUUAUUUGGAGGCUCCGGUAAUCACCGAUAAAGCUUUAUUCUGGCUUCAGCGGACGUUUUUAGACUCGCUUUAUGGGCCCUUUUGUCUCAUGACUUUACGCGAACUUAUUAUUGCUCGGGCCAAACAGCGAGAUAAUCUUGUGAAGUUGUUGUUCAAUGUUAGCUUAAAUGAUGGAACUGAGAUUUCUGACCAAGCCGCCAAAACUAUCAAAGAGCUUUACGAAUUUUCUUAUGUUCGUCCUGUUAUAACCAAGUAUUUGGAAGAAAACUUGGAUGCUUGUUUGCUUGAAUUUCCACCACCAAGCUAUGCGAAGCCAGGAGAACCUGCGCCUCUAGCCUGGGAUGAAAAACUUUAUCGAGUGGCACUCAAUGUUUACCUCGAUUUGAUACUGGUUGAUUCUUCCUUGAUACAUCGGCUGGCCAAAGUUUAUGCACAUGCAACUAACGCACUGAAAAAAGUAAUUCUGAGAAUGAUUGAAAUGCCUAUUCGAGAGAUGAGUAUGAAAUCUGACGAUAUCGUAAAGUUGGUAAAUGAAUGUCCUAUUGGUUCAGAGACAUUGGUGGCUCGUAUAACUCAUUUGCUCUCAGAAAAAAAUCCUAUAACAAGUGAAAUUGUGCUUGGUAUGAAACGACUACACAAGGAACGUAAUACAGACAUUCGAAGUUUAAUUCCCAUUUUGAGUGGAUUGUCACAGGAAGAAAUUUUGGAACUUUUGCCAAGACUCGUUCUUGAUCGGGCGAACCAAAAAUCAGUUCCCUAUGUUUUUCGCCGUAUCCUACAAUCACAACACCCAGAAACUGGGCAACCACCAAUUUCACCUGUUGAUUUUGUUGUUUUUUAUCAUCAUUUGGAGCCGAUCAACGAUGAACAGCGACAGCUACACUUAGAGCGUAUAUUGAUA